UCGCUCACGCUCUUGGCAUGUGAUCGGUUUCUAGAAAACCUCUCUCUCUGGAAUUUUAGGGCAGGACCAGAUCCAAAGACUCCAGGUUGAAGAGAAUUCCUGUCGAUCUCUCUUCUGGUCUCCACUUCCAUUUGGUUUCUCUCCUCGAUAUGAGCACGGGGAAGGCUUGGAUUCGCCACAUUUUUCUUCCCCAAUUUGGGCAGUAGGAAAGCCAUAUGAGCUGUUCGGUUGAGUCUUUUAACCCUUGCCAUCUUAUUGUUAAGAUCUGGUAUUUGUACAUUUUGGUGUCAUUAAGAUGGGUGGGGGUCUGGGCUGCCAGAAGACUGGGAGAACAGCCACAAGAGAAGCAUUAGUUAGAGCUUAUCAUAUUUCUCUCCUGCUUUCUCCUGUCAUUUCCUUUUGGGAUUGCAUUGUUCGCAAAAUCAGAUACUCCUUCAGACCUGAAUGGGUGUAGUAUUAUUAUGUUGGUAACUGUUGCAGUAGUUCCUUUUGCAAGAAGAGUUCAGUAAUUUAUGAAAAAGUUUAGGUAAGAUGGUAUUGGAAGUGAUUCUAUUUCAUUAGUAGUCAUUUUGAAGAUAUUAAGCUAAGCCAGUUUUUAGAGAGAGAGGCAAUCAUGGAGAAAGUCGGAUGUGGUCAAGCAGGUGCAGUCCUGAAGAAAGGGAAGAAAAAGCAGGCCAAAGAUGAGGUGGAUCGGCUCAAGCAAGCUGAGAAGAAAAGGAGGCGCUUAGAGAAAGCACUGGCAACCUCAGCAGCCAUACGCUCUGAGUUGGAGAAGAAAAAACAGAAGAAGAAAGAAGAACAGCAGCGGCUUGAUGAGGAAGGUGCUGCAAUAGCUGAGGCUGUUGCCCUUCAUGUCCUUCUAGGGGAAGAUAAAGAUGAAUCCUGUCAUUUCAUGUUGAACAAUAAUAAAAGAUAUAAUCCUGGGGAUUACUCGUGCAAUUUUGACCUUUUUAUGGGUCAUCAGGGUUUUGCAAAAUAUUCUGUCGAGGGACUGGGAUGGGCCACUGAUGCAUAUGGGCCGGCAUGGAAGUGGAAUAAUUGGGUUCUUGAACAGUCGCCGCCUGCUGCGGUGCACGCAAGAUAUCUCCAAACACCGUACCAUGAGGAGACAUGUCAAAGAGCAGAUCUAUCUGCGGGGCAAAUAGCGGCACAGGCAGUCUCAUCACUUCAAAUUGCAGAGGAUUCAUACAAUGAACAAUUUGCUGGUCAAGGAGUGGCAACUGUUGUCAUCAAUAGGAUGCUGGGAGGCAGCAACAUGGGUAACAAAGUUAAUUUUUACAGGUAGUUAUAGCUGCACUAUAUGUGGACUUGUAUAUAGUUGUCACAAAUGAGCUUUCAACCAUUUUGAGUGAGAUAAAUAUCUUCCUGGUCUGAUGCUAUAUCCUUGUCUUGUUAUGAAAUGUCUGUGUUAAGGUGUGUCUGAAGGAGUUUGCCAUGUUUGCUGUUUAAGAACGCUGUGGAAAGACCUGCUUGUUGUGUUUUCUUGUUGAACAAUAAGACUGGUAUAACAUAUGCAGUCCAUUAUAAGCUGUUGCUUUGUUAAUGAAUUCUCUUUUUAAGUUCUUGUUU
Molecule: messenger RNA, 1569 nt
Organism: Elaeis guineensis (African oil palm)
Lineage: Eukaryota; Viridiplantae; Streptophyta; Magnoliopsida; Arecales; Arecaceae
Source: RefSeq, a predicted model, not a curated record